Molecule: messenger RNA, 3954 nt
Organism: Knipowitschia caucasica
Lineage: Eukaryota; Metazoa; Chordata; Actinopteri; Gobiiformes; Gobiidae
Source: the annotation of a GenBank genome assembly
AUGGGGCUGAACGGAGACCUGUACUUUUCACACGUCUCGAGUCGUGACUCACAAACCGACUACAGCUGCAACGCUCGCUUCCUCUUCACCAUCCAGCAGAAGAACCCCUACCACCUCAAAGUGCUCAGCACGGAGAUGAACAAUGAGUCAUCUUACAAUGCCUCUACGCCCUCUGCUGGUCGCUCCGUGCCUGAGUCCACUCCUUCGUUCCUGUCUCCUUCUGGCAGUGAGAGUGUGAGGUCUGUGCUCAGAGACCAACAGCUGCUGCUGGAGUGUAUCGCUGCAGGACGGCCGACGCCCACCAUCAGCUGGUUUAAGAAAGGAGGAGACCUGCCAGACCAGAAGGUGGCGCUGGAGAACUUCAACAAGACUCUGAGAGUGUCCUCUGUGUCCGAGGAAGACGCCGGAGAAUACAUCUGUCUGGCAACGAACCGGCAAGGAAGCAUCCGACACACAACCAGUGUGUCUGUGAGAGCUGCCCCCUACUGGUUGGACAAACCCACAAACCUGGUCCUGGCCCCAGACGAGAACGGGCGGUUGGUGUGUCGGGCCAACGGGAACCCCAAACCCCACAUCGAGUGGCUGGUCAACGGGCAGCCGCUGAACAGUUCCCUUCCCUCUCAGGGCCGUCAGCUCCUGGGAGACACCAUCCUGUUCCGCUCGGUGCAGAUUGGCUCCAGUGCAGUGUACCAGUGCAACGCCUCCAACCCUCACGGCUCUCUGCUCGCCAACGCCUUCGUCAACGUCCUGGACAUGUCUCCGCGGAUGUUGGCUCCAAAAAACCAGCUCAUCAAAGUCAUCGAGAACAACCGCACCUUCCUUGACUGUCCUUUCUUCGGCUCUCCUCUGCCCGAGCUCAGAUGGUUUAAGAACGGUCAGGGCAGCGGCCUGGACGGAGGUCACUAUCGCGUCCACAGAAAUGGAACUCUGGAGAUCAAAAGGACACGGCCGGAGGAUGAGGGCACCUACACCUGUGUGGCCAACAGCAUCCUGGGCACGGCCGAGAACCAGGUCCGCCUGGAGGUCAAAGAGCCCACUCGUAUCGUGCGGGCGCCAGAGCAUCAGUCAGUGGUCAGGGGCUCCACCGUGCGCUUCGACUGUAGGGUGAAGACCGACCCCAGUCUGUCCCUCACUGUAACCUGGACCAAAGACCACACCCCCCUGCACCUGGGCUGGAGAUUCAGAAAGGAUGAGGACUCCUUGACGAUCUCGAAGGUGGAUGAGAGCGAUGAGGGGACAUACACCUGCACGGCUCAGACCAGCAUCGACCAAGACUCCGCCUCCGGACGCCUCACUGUGCUGGAGCACCACUCCCUGCUCCCCUCACAGUCUACCCUUCUGCCUCAAGAGCCCCCUGAGCCGCCCUCGGACCUGGAGCUUUCUGACCUGGCGGCUCGCAGUGUGCGCCUCACCUGGAUACCAGGACAGGACCAUCAGAGCCCAGUCACAGGUACCAGCAACACACAGGUACCAGCAACACACAGGUACCAGCAACGCACAGGACCAUCAGAGGACAGUCACAGAGGAGACCAGGAGGAGACCCAGGACACGGAGGGAGGAGACCAGGAGGAGACCCAGUACACAGAGGGAGGAGACCAGGAGGAGACCCAGGACACAGAGGGAGGAGACCAGGAGGAGACCCAGGACACAGAGGGAGGAGACAAGGAGGAGACCCAGGACACUGAGGGAGGAGACCAGGAGGAGACCCAGUACACAGAGGGAGGAGACCAGGAGGAGACCCAGGACACAGAGGGAGGAGACCAGGAGGAGACCCAGGACACAGAGGGAGUAGACCAGGAGGAGACCCAGGACACAGAGGAGGAGACCCAGGACACAGAGGGAGGAGACCAGGAGGAGACCCAGCUCACAGAGGGAGGAGACCAGGAGGAGACCCAGGACACAGAGGGAGGAGACAAGGAGGAGACCCAGUACACAGAGGGAGGAGACCAGGAGGAGACCCAGUACACAGAGGGAGGAGACCAGGAGGAGACCCAGCUCACAGAGGGAGGAGACCAGGAGGAGACCCAGGACACAGAGGGAUUCCUGGUGCAGUUCGAGGAGGACCGGUACGAGCCCGGAGUCUGGAGGAACUUGUCGUCGUAUCCUGGAGACCACAACUCAGUGAUUCUGCAGCUCGCUCCGUUCAUCAACUACUGCUUCAGGGUCAUCGCCAUCAACGCCAUCGGCCCCAGUUUACCCAGCAGGCCCUCCUCCCGCUACAAGACCAGCGGAGCAGCUCCAGACGCCAUCCCCAGAGGUUUGCGAGGGUGGGGCUCAAGCAAGGACAACAUGGAGAUCAGCUGGGAGCCUCUGUCUGACCUGGAGAGGAACGGCCUGGACCUGCAGUACCAGGUGUGGUGGAAACGCAGCGACUCUAAAGAAGAUUGGAAAAACGUGACAACAGCAGCGUCCAAACAUGUGGUCCGCAACACGCCCACCUUCGUGCCCUUUGACCUUAAGAUCAGAGCCCAAAACAACUACGGACCCGGGCCUGAGUCCAACACCGUGAUUGGCUACUCCGGAGAGGAUGUUCCAGAGGCCCCGCCCACUGACCUCAGAGUGUCCCGUGUGGACAGUACCAAGGCCCAGCUGCAGUGGACCCCUGUCAACAUGUCGUCUGUGAGGGGCCACUUCCAGGAGUACAGGUUGUAUUACUGGCGGGACAGCAGCCUGGUCCCGGGGCUGGAGGUGCCUAAAGUCAAACAGAGCAAAGGGUUCUACAGUGUGUCUCCAGAACCUUCUGUGGUCGUCACGGACCUCGUCCCGUUUUCAAACUACACAAUGUUCAUGGUCGUCACCAACACACAACACCAGAGUCAGCCCAGCAACACUGUGAGCUUCAGCACCAAGGAGGGAGUUCCAGAUGCUCCGAGUUUCUUCAGAAUAAACCGUAAAGGUUUGGACUCUCUGCAUCUGGAGUGGGACAAACCUCUGGAGCCCAACGGGAUCCUGAUCGGGUACCAGCUGAAGUACACACCAGUGAAUGCGUCCCGUGGAGUGCGCCCCCUGGUGGAGACCUUUCCUCCUAACGUCACACACUUCCUGCUGCGGUUGCCAGAUCGUUCCACUCGAUACAAACUGUUCCUGUCGGCUCGAACUCAGGUGGGCUCUGGAGAGGUCAUCGCAGAGGAGGCCCCGCCCUUCACCAACCAGGAGACACUAGGACCCUCGCUUGGCAUGUCCUGCGCUGUUAUGUUGUGCCAAAGUCACGUGCAGUACUGCGCUGUUAUGUUGUGCCAAAGUCACGUGCAGUACUGCGCCGUUAUGUUGUGCCAAAGUCACGUGCAGUACUACGCCGUUAUGUUGUGCCAAAGUCACGUGCAGUACUGCGCCGUUAUGUUGUGCCAAAGUCACGUGCAGUACUGCGCCGUUAUGUUGUGCCAAAGUCUCGUGCAGUACUGCGCUGUUAUGUUGUGCCAAAGUCACGUGCAGUACUGCGCCGUUAUGUUGUGCCAAAGUCUCGUGCAGUACUGCGCCGUUAUGUUGUGGCAAAGUCACGUGCAGUACUGCGCCGUUAUGUUGUGCCAAAGUCACGUGCAGUACUGCGCCGUUAUGUUGUGCCAAAGUCUCGUGCAGUACUGCGCUGUUAUGUUGUGGCAAAGUCACGUGCAGUACUGCGCCGUUAUGUUGUGCCAAAGUCUCGUGCAGUACUGCGCCGUUAUGUUGUGGCAAAGCCACGUGCAGUACUGCGCCGUUAUGUUGUGGCAAAGUCACGUGCAGUACUGCGCCGUUAUGUUGUGCCAAAGUCUCGUGCAGUACUGCGCUGUUAUGUUGUGGCAAAGUCACGUGCAGUACUGCGCCGUUAUGUUGUGCCAAAGUCUCGUGCAGUACUGCGCCGUUAUGUUGUGGCAAAGUCACGUGCAGUACUGCGCCGUUAUGUUGUGCCAAAGUCACGUGCAGUACUACGCCGUUAUGUUGUGCCAAAGUCACGUGCAGUACUGCGUCGCCGUCUAG